CCCUUUUCCAUCCCUGACUCUCUUCAUUUGUUUAUUGUAUCUCUGUUUUUUAAGAUGUGUUGGAAGGUUAAGCAGUAUUUAGACUUCAGAGUUCGGAUCAUGUUUGAUGGUUCUAAAAUGGGGAGUAAAUUGGUUUUUCUUCUUCUUUCAUGACAAUUAUUGAUAAUUUAUUAGACUAUUAGUCUAAUGGGGGGAGUGUGUUCAAGGAAGAGAGACCAACAGGUCGUUGAAGAUGGAAUGAGAAGAGGAGUGUCUGGAAGGUAUGGUAAAAGUGGUAGUUCAAAGUGGCUUCUAACCUCUUUUUUGCGACCCAAGGCAGUACAUCAGCCUGGAGUGGUCAUUUGUCCAUCCCUCAUGGAAUUAUGCAUUGAUAAAAUAUGCAAAGACAUCAACCAAUUUAGUUCUUUUACAAUGCUGCCAAAGGAUAUAAGUCAACAAAUUUUCGACAAGUUGGUUUUAUCCCAUCUCCUUACUGAUGUUAUACUUCAAAAGUUUCGUGAUUGUGCUCUAGAGGAUGUUUGGUUGGGUGAAUAUCCUGGAGUACAGGAUUGUUGGAUGGAUGUCAUCUCUUCGCAAGGGACAUCAUUACUUUCUGUUGAUCUUUCUGGUUCUGAUGUGACAGAUACCGGCUUGGGUCUCCUAAAAGAGUGCUUGAGUCUCCAAGCCUUAACUUUUAACAAUUGUGAAAAUAUUUCAGAAAUUGGACUGAAGCAUAUUAGUGGUCUAACGAAUUUGACAUCCUUGAGCUUUAAAAAGAGUGCGGCAAUUGCGGCUGAAGGGAUGUGUGCUUUUUCCAACUUAAUUAACUUGGAAAAGCUGGACCUGGAGAGGUGCACAGGGAUUCAUGGUGGAUUUGUACAUAUUAAAGGUUUACCUAAACUUGAGUCUCUUAAUAUCAGAUGUUGUAAAUGUAUUACUGAUUUGGACUUGGAGGCUAUUUCGGGGCUUAAUAAUCUGAAGGAGCUGCAGAUAUCAAAUAGUAACAUCACUAAUUCUGGGCUGUCUUAUUUGAGAGGUUUGAACAAACUUAAUAUGUUGAAUCUGGAGGGAUGUAACGUUACUGCUGCAUGCUUGGAUUCCAUCUCAGCUCUUAUUGCUUUGGCAUACUCAAAUCUUGGAAGAUGUGGCCUAACAGAUGAUGGAUGCGACAAGUUUUCUGGACUUAAGAAUUUGAAGGUAUUGAACCUGGCGUUUAACAAUAUAACAGAUGCAUGCUUAGUGCACCUAAAAGGAUUAACAAAUUUGGAGAGCCUGAAUUUAGAUUCAUGUAAAGUUGGGGAUGAAGGUCUUGCUCAUUUGACAGGCGUGUCAUUCCUCAAACGUCUAGAGUUGUCCGACACUGAAGUUGGAAGCAAUGGGCUACGGCACCUCUCUGGUUUGACUCAUCUGGAGACCUUGAAUCUGUCAUUCACUUUAGUGACUGAUAGUGGUCUAAAGAAGUUGUCUGGAUUGACGUCUCUUAAGUCACUUAAUUUGGAUGCUCGCCAAAUUACAGAUGCUGGGCUUUCAGCUUUGACAAGUUUGACUGGACUGGUGCAUCUAGAUCUCUUUGGGGCUAGAAUUUCAGACGGUGGAACAAAUUAUUUACGAUGCUUCAAGAACCUCCAAUCGUUUAAAAUAUGCGGAGAGGGUUUAACUGAUUCUGGUGUUAAAAAUAUCAAAGAUCUCCGCUCCUUAACGCUACUGAACCUUUCACAAAACGGCAACCUGACAAACAAAUCCUUGGAGUUGAUUUCAGAAUUGGCUGCAUUGGUGUCGUUAAAUGUUUCGAACUCCAACAUAACUAAUGACGGUUUGCCUUAUUUAAAGCCUCUGAAGAAUUUACGAUCACUAUCUUUGGAGUCGUGCCAGGUAACAGCCGCUGAAAUCAAGAAGCUUCAGUCAACUGCCCUCCCCAGCCUCGUCACCUUUCGACCGGAAUAAAA
Hibiscus syriacus is the source of this 1925-nucleotide messenger RNA. Its product is annotated as F-box/LRR-repeat protein 14-like. The record is from RefSeq and is a predicted model, not a curated record. Gene Ontology annotation, molecular function: protein binding. Gene Ontology annotation, cellular component: SCF ubiquitin ligase complex. Bases 187 to 1923 code for a protein of 578 amino acids. The transcript is spliced from 16 exons. Gene Ontology annotation, biological process: SCF-dependent proteasomal ubiquitin-dependent protein catabolic process. NCBI's taxonomy places the organism in Eukaryota, Viridiplantae, Streptophyta, Magnoliopsida, Malvales, Malvaceae.